Molecule: messenger RNA, 2394 nt
Organism: Aspergillus viridinutans
Lineage: Eukaryota; Fungi; Ascomycota; Eurotiomycetes; Eurotiales; Aspergillaceae
Exons: 4
Coding region: 1-2394 (797 amino acids)
Biological process (GO): carbohydrate metabolic process
Molecular function (GO): hydrolase activity, hydrolyzing O-glycosyl compounds; oxidoreductase activity
Source: RefSeq, a predicted model, not a curated record
AUGUCUCCUAUCCAGAACGUCACUGUUCUCGGGGCAUCCGGAGCCGUCGGGACCCUCCUGGUCGACGCUCUGCUCGCCUCGAAUUUCACCGUCUCCGUGGUCCUCCGUCCCUCAUCCAAGGCUACUUUCCCGGCGUCUGUGGCCGUCCACCGCGCCAACUAUGACGACCUCGCGGUCCUCACCGCCGCCUUCCAGGGCCAGGACGCCAUCAUCUCGGCCGUGGGAACCUUCGACGCUGCCAUCCAGCGCACGGCCAUCGACGCUGCAGCCGCCGUGCCCAGCGUAAGACGGUUCAUCCCAAGCGAGUACGGAGGCGACACGUCGCAGCCGGGGCCGGUCAGCUUUGCCCGAUUCCCGCAGGCCAAGCGCGAGAUUGUCGAGUACCUGGAUUCCAAGGAGGGGAUAACCUGGACGGCGAUUUGCACGGGGUCGUUCAUCAAUUGGCUACUUGAGUUGGAAAACGCGGCAAUGGGCUGGGAUCUGUCUGCGCGCAAAGUCAGCAUUUUCGAUUCUGGCAAUCGGCCGUUUGUCUUGAGUACGCUUGGGCAGGUGACGAGGGCGAUCAUCUCCGUCCUUCAGCAUGAGGAGGAGACGAGGAACGCGUAUGUGUAUGUGAAGUCGUUUGAGGUGACGCAGAAUCAGCUCCUGGAGUUGAUUGAGCGGUUGUCCGGGACGAAGUUCGAGGUGAAGCAUUUGACUACGGAAGAGAUUGCGCAGCGGGGAGUGGAUCAUCUAGAGGGGGGAGACUAUGAGCAUGGAUAUCCGGAGGUGGUGACGGCGGUGGCAUAUGGGCCAUGGGGGUUCUUGGGGUUUGGAGAGCAAGCAGAAAAGUGGAAUAGUGUCCUGGGUCUUCCGAAGGAGGACCUCGAGGAGACUACAUUCACCAAUCCUGUCAUAUAUGAAGACUUCCCUGACAACGACAUCUUCCUUGGUCCUGAUGGAAAGACAUUCUACUGGUCCAGCUCCAAUUUCCACUACUCCCCCGGUGCACCAAUCCUCCAGUCUACAGACCUUGUGAACUGGGAGCUGAUCGGCCAUUCCGUGCCGACGCUGGACUUUGGAUCCAACUACAACAUGGAAAACGGCCAGACGGCCUACAACGGCGGAACCUGGGCCUCUACCUUACGCCAUCGCAAGAGCAACAACAAAUGGUACUGGAUCGGCUGCGUCAAUUUCUGGACUACGUACGUCUACACAGCCCCGGACGUCAAGGGCCCCUGGCAGCAAUCCGCUAGCUUCCAACCCUGCUUCUACGACUGCGGGCUCUUGAUCGACGACGACGACACAAUGUACGUGGCCUACGGAAGCAAUAACGUUUCCGUGGCCCAACUCGCUCCGGAUGGGUUGAGCGUUGUCAAGACGCAGCAAGUAUUCAGCUACCCGUCCGAGUGCCCCGGGGGGAUCGAGGGGAACCGCAUGUACAAGAUCAACGGCUUGUACUACAUCCUCGACGACUGUCCCGCGAACGGAAUCACCGAGGUCUGGAAGGCCUCCAGCCCGUUCGGGCCCUACCAGCGGAAGAUCCUCAGCAACAACACCCCCUCUCCCGUUCCUGGCUCCGGCGCACCAGUCCAAGGAAGUCUCAUCGAGACGCCCAACGGGCAGUGGUACUUUAUGUCCUUUGCGUGGGUUUAUCCCCUCGGCCGACUGACCGUUCUUGCCCCUGUGACCUGGGGGUCCGAUGGCUUCCCCAGCCUCCAGACAGUGAACAACGCCUGGGGCCAAUCCUACCCAUACCCUCUUCCCAAGAAUAAUAGUGUGCCGUCGUGGAUCGGCGGCGAUCAGUUCUGGGGUAGCUCGCUGGGCCCAAUGUGGGAGUGGAACCACAACCCCGACACGACCAAAUUCUCCUUCAACUCUCCUGGCCUGACGCUGCAGACCGCAACCGUCACCAACGACCUGUACCAUGCGCGAAACACCCUCACACAUCGACCCCACGGCCAGUUCCCCGUUGGAACAGUCCUGCUGGACUUCACCAACAUGGCCGACGGCGACCAAUGCGGGCUGGCCGUCUUCAAGGACCAAAGCGCCUGGAUUGGAGUCGUCCGCAGCGGUAACAGCUACACCGUGACUGCCGUCCAAGGGCUCACACAGGAUGCUAGCAUUGACUGGGCCACGACCAGUACCGGGACCGUGGUUGGGAGUGCGCCUAUUUCAACGCGCCAGGUCUACCUCCAGAUUCGGAUGGAUGCGCGUGCGGACGGUCCGAAGCAGUUGACGUUCUAUUAUAGCACUGACGGGAGCACGUACUCCCAGCUUGGUGGUGCCUUUACUUCUAAUACCGGCUGGCAAUACUUUAUGGGGUAUCGCUUUGCGAUAUUCAACUUUGCUACCAAGGCUUUGGGGGGUUCGGUUAAGGUCCUUGGUUUUACGAGUUGGACCAGUGGGAAUUAG